GCGUGGAAGCCCAAUGUACAGAUCAUCAAAGACAGCUCUCUAACUUUGAAACCAUCGACGUGCAAGGGGGUGUGAUAGCUCCUGGUUUCCUCUCAUAUGGCGGUAGUAUCGGCCUUAUCGAGAUUGAAGCAGAGUCAUCCACCAACGAUGGCGUUGCAUUUGCGCCUUUCAAGGAGGAGGUACCUGAAAUCAUUGGGGACGAACCGCUGAUGCGGGCUGCUGAUGGGGGACUCAGCGUGGCAUUCAGUGUCGGCGCCCAAAACCGUCUAUUAAAAGGAGCUAUUGUCAAAAGCGUUGCAGCAUUACACGUGACUAUCGAUCAUGACAAGAAAAAGCCUAGUGUCUCUAGCCAAAUUGCUGCCCUUCGACACUUGCUGUCCAGAAAGGGCAAAGGCACGAUUGGAAAGUAUUUCAGCAUGGUGGCAGAUGGGCAAAUUCCUCUGGUGGUUCAUACGGAUAAUGUGGACGUCAUUGCGACUUUAUUGGACCUACUGGACGAACUAAGUCAGAAGGUAGAAGCUGAGGUUAAAUUGACGAUAUCCGGAGGGGCAGAAGCACACUUACUAGCAAAGGAACUCGGAGCUGCAGGAGUAGGAGUGAUACUGACAAGACCACGACCUUUCCCUACUCGAUGGUCGGGUCAACACAUCCUUCCUGGUCUUCCACUCACAAGCAAGUCCGCCGUUCAAGUGUUCCUGGACAAUAACGUCACAGUAGGAUUCGGAAUCGAGGAAAAUUGGCAAGCCCGGAAUGCUUGGUUUGAUGCCGCCUGGGAAGCAAUCAAUGCCGGUGGUGAUCUCGACAGGGAGACGGCUUUGGGUCUGAUAUCAGUUAACCUUGAGAAGCUACUUGGAUUGGAGUUUAAAGGACAGCGAGAGAUGGUCGUAUGGCAAGGGGGAGAGGUGUUUGAUAUGCACAGCAAAGUCGUCGCUGUUAUCUCCAAGCCAAGAGAGCAAUCAAUAGAGCUUCUGUAUACCAUGAUAUGGUGGGUACACAUAAAAAUGUGUUUGAAUAGAUUUGGUAAUGACUUAUCUGACUCCUUACCACAACUAUUUUUGCUCAAAUACCCCUGUGGCGCAGUUGCGACCCGCAUGGCCAUGGGCCUUUCCUCAACCAUGAAAGCUCUCGACGACCAAGUGCACAACUGGAGGAUUCGUCACAAUUUCAGG
Molecule: messenger RNA, 1169 nt
Organism: Acaulospora colombiana
Lineage: Eukaryota; Fungi; Glomeromycota; Glomeromycetes; Diversisporales; Acaulosporaceae
Source: the annotation of a GenBank genome assembly